Cylindrotheca closterium is the source of this 537-nucleotide messenger RNA. The record is from the annotation of a GenBank genome assembly. Lineage: Eukaryota; Bacillariophyta; Bacillariophyceae; Bacillariales; Bacillariaceae.
AUGAGUAGACAAGGCAACGAGGCUACUGGUAUCGUCUCUGCAUUCAAGCAAGCACAGAUACGUCACCGAAGACAGGGAAAGAACCCGUGCCGCACGGAUGACCUACCAGGCGUUGUUGAUUUUGGGUUAGGGGCAGAUGAUCGCAUUAUCAGAUUACAAAUCCCCGAGCGGCUUCGUCAUAGAGAAGGACUGUACGAAGGCCCGAUCUAUGGGCUGAAAGGUUUCCCUGGAUUUCUGUUCGCCCCACAAGCAUUGUCAGAGGAAUUGCAGACAGCCAUUGCAUUCAAGUGCGUGACAGUAUUCUGUGAAUCACCACAUCGCACAAACAUCGAUCUUUGUCCUCCAAAGCAAUCCGAAUUCCGCAAUCUUGACGAGUCCAUGUGGGAGUUAUGGAAGAAAAGCGAAGACGAAAAAGAGGGGAAUAUUGGCUGGAAGAAGGGAUCAAAGAGGCGGAAGCUGCAGCAGACUAGCCAGAAGAGCUAUCGAUCGUUUAAGAAGCUGAGCUGGGCUACGAUGGGGUACCACUACGAUUGGUAA